This is a messenger RNA of Capsella rubella, 3572 nucleotides long. RefSeq names its product probable disease resistance protein At1g59620. NCBI's taxonomy places the organism in Eukaryota, Viridiplantae, Streptophyta, Magnoliopsida, Brassicales, Brassicaceae. The record is from RefSeq and is a predicted model, not a curated record. The transcript has 5 exons. Gene Ontology annotation, molecular function: ADP binding. Gene Ontology annotation, biological process: defense response to other organism. The coding region runs from base 370 to 3078 and encodes 902 amino acids.
UCUUCUUGUCUCUGUUUAACCAGUGUCAAAUGUGUUUAUAUUGUCGCUGGUGCUGAUAGUAACAAUCUCUGUCUCUGCGCUUUUACGAAGAAACUGCUAAAGAAGAUUUAAAUUUGUAUUAUGAAUACAACCAAGGUGGACCAACUGAAUUGAAUUAUGAACUAAAUAGUAGAACGACACGUGGUAAGUGGGACGUAGCUAUAGUUUAUUGCCUUUAAGACUUUCUGGUCUAAGGAUUCACACUUCAUCUUCACUAUAGCUGGUCGUUGGUAUGUGUAGACUUGAAGUCAAGUCUUUUAAUGGAUCUUUAGCAGAGUUCUACUAAAUACUUCAUCAUUUGAGCGAGUAGCGAUUUCCAGGAGGAGACUUAUGGCUGAGACACUUUUGUUGUUUGGACUUCAGAAGCUUUGGGACCUCCUUGUCCGAGAAUCUGAUCGAUUUAGGGGAGUUGAUGAGCAGCUCACUGAACUAAAAAGUAACUUGUAUUUGCUUAGGUCCUUCUUGAAAGAUGCAGAUGCUAAGAAACAUGCAAGUGAGACGGUGAGAAAUUUUGUGGAAGAGAUCAAAGAAAUUGCUUUUGACUUGGAGGAUAUAAUCGAAACAUUUCUUGUAAAGGAAGAGCUUAGCAAAACAAGUGGUAUCAAGAUGCGUAUGAGAAGACUUUCCUGCAUUAUAGUGGACCGCAAGAAAAUUGCUUCUGACAUGGGAGGUAUAAAUAAGAGAAUCUCCAAGGUGAUCAUCGAUAUGCAGAGUUUUGGAGUGCAACAGAUGAUUUUUGAUGGCGGCGAAUAUUCACAUCCCCUACUAGAAAGACAGAGGGAGAUGCGUAAAACAUUUCCUAGCAGUUAUGAAAAUGAUCUUGUGGGGUUGGAGGAGAAUAUUAAGAUAUUAGUUGGUUAUUUGGUGGAAGAAUGUAGCAGCCAAGUAAUUUCUAUAACUGGGAUGGGUGGUAUUGGUAAAACUACUCUGGCUCGACAAGUUUUUAAUCAUGACAUGGUAAAAAAUCAUUUUGAUGGAGCUGUAUGGGUGUGUAUAUCACAACAGUUUACAAGGAAAUAUGUGUGGCAGACGAUUUUGCAGAAGCUUAGUCCAAAACAUGAUGAGUACAAAGACGCAAAUAUGACUGAAGAUGAUCUUCAGGACAAACUUUUUCGACUGUUGGAAACCAAUAAUUCUUUGAUUGUCCUGGAUGAUAUGUGGAAAGAAGAAGAUUGGGAUAGAAUAAAGCCUGUGUUUCCAUCAAAAAGAGGAUGGAAGGUACUAGUUACUUCACGCAACGAGAGAGUGGCCUUACAUGCAGAUCCAACAUGUGUGACUUUUAAACCAAAGUGCCUAAACGUUGAAGACAGUUGGACUCUUUUCCGAAGGAUAGUAUUUCCUAUAAAAGACACAGCAGAAUAUAAGGUUGAUGUAGAAAUGGAAGAGAUGGGUAAGCAGAUGAUCAAACAUUGUGGAGGUUUACCGUUGGCUGUUAAGGUGUUAGGCGGGUUGUUAGCUGCACAAUACACUUUGCAUGAGUGGAAAAGGAUAUAUGAGAAUAUUAAAGCUCACAUAGUUGGAGGGACUACCUUCACUGACAGAAAUAUCAGUUCAGUUUACAAUGUUCUAUAUCUGAGUUUUGAAGAGCUGCCUGUUUAUUUGAAGCACUGCUUCCUCUACCUCGCCCAUUUUCCAGAAGAUUUUCUGAUAAAUGUUGGGAUUUUGUCCUAUUACUGGGCAGGAGAAGGAAUACCAAGACCAAGAUAUUGUGAUGGAGCGACCAUUCGAGAGGUCACAGAUGGAUACAUUGAAGAAUUGGUGAAGAGAAACAUGGUAAUCUCAAGAAGAGAUGCUAAAACUUCAAGAUUUGAAACAUGUCACUUGCAUGAUAUGAUGAGAGAAGUUUGUCUGCUUAAAGCCGAGGAAGAGAAUUUUGUACAUAUUGUUGACAGUCGCUUACCUGUAAAAUUCCAAUCUCCUCAAAAAUCUAGAAGGAUCGCAGUACACCAGCUUGAUAAAGCAUAUCAUCCCAGAGGAGAGAUGAAUCCGAAACUUAGAUCUCUCUUGUUUUUCAGCUCGGCAAAAGGUUUGAUGCAAUCGGAUUCAUCGUUUACGAAGUUACAAUUGUUGAGAGCUUUAGAUAUCUCAAGAAUCCAGUUUGAAGAAGGGAAGUUACCCUCUAGCAUUGGGAAGCUCAUCCACUUGAGAUAUUUGAGUUUAUAUCAGGCAUAUGUAACUCAUGUACCUUCUUCUAUGCGGAACCUGAAGCGGCUGCUCUAUUUAAACUUAUGCGUAGAUGCGAGAUAUCCAAUCUACAUGCCCAAUUUUUUGAAAGAGACACGAAAAUUGACAUACCUCUCUUUUCCGUUUCUGAUACAUGAUAGGGUAAAGAUGGAGUUGGGUAAUCUAAUCAACUUGGAGAAAUUGGAGAAUUUCUCAACAGAGCAUGGGAGAGUGAGUGACCUUCAGAGUAUGACACGACUCAGAGCCCUCUCUAUCUGUAUCAGAGGCAGGUGUACUGUGAAAACUCUAUCUUCAUCACUACGUGAACUGAGACACUUGGAAAAUCUUACAAUAUAUGAUUUCAAGGUUCAUGCUCCCACUAAUAGUGAAGAAGGAUUUGUUUUAGAUUCCGUUCACCUCCAACACCUGAAUUUGACACUAUACAUGCCAAGGUUUCCUGAUGAGAAAUAUUUCCCUUCUCACCUUAGAACCAUAUCUCUGUGUGAGUGUCGUUUGGUGGAGGAUCCAAUGCCAAUUCUAGAGAAGCUGCUUCACCUAUAUGAGGUCAGUUUAUUUACUCAAUCUUUCUGUGGGAAGAGAAUGGUUUGUUCGGGCGGUGGAUUUCCUCGGUUGCAGAACCUCAUGUUGUGUGGAAUAGAGGAGUGUGAAGAGUGGAUAGUAGAAGAAGGCUCCAUGCCACUUCUUCAUUAUCUGUUUAUUAGUUGUUGUCCAAAGUUUAAGGAAGUUCCUGAUGGGCUUAGAUUUAUCACUUCCUUGAAAGAGCUGAAUAUUGACAAAAAUUUGAAGGAGAAAUUGUCUAGAGGAGGAGAAGAAUACUACAAAGUCCAACACAUUCCUCUGGUUCGAUUUCAAUAAGAAUCUCCAAUAAUCAAACUAAUUUGGAAUCGAAUUUAUCCAAUAAGCAGGCCCCUGGAGUAUUCAUACAACAAACAAAGCUGCCUUAAUGCUUUGUCGAAGGAUUUAGAGAAAGAAAAGUUUUGUCAAGAUGGGAAGAGAUGGCAUAAUAAUAGAGUGAUGAUUGUUGUCGUCUCAGUAGCACAUUUCUGAAAUCAAGAACUCGAGCUUCCAAGUUCGGUUGCUCAUCAAUCGUCUGUUGCCUCACAAUGUGCCUGUUGCUGUAUUUUUAGAUGAUCUUGCUUCUUUCCGAAAAACUCAUUUUUUUAACUCUCAAACUCCUUUCUUACAUGCAGGGACUACAUGGUUUUAGUUGGAACAUUGCCGUAUGGUUUAUGGACAGAUUUGUUAUUAAGUGAUUGACUUUUUGUAUUUGUGUUAGUGUUACGAUAAGAAUCCGAAUUUUAUAAAGACCAAUGUCUGCUAAACUCUGACACAGAAGAAGAUAUUCUCAA